Tripterygium wilfordii is the source of this 1573-nucleotide messenger RNA. RefSeq lists its product as uncharacterized. The record is from RefSeq and is a predicted model, not a curated record. Gene Ontology annotation, cellular component: endomembrane system. Lineage: Eukaryota; Viridiplantae; Streptophyta; Magnoliopsida; Celastrales; Celastraceae.
AUCUUAUGCGCUGCGUUUUAACAACUUUGGGAGAUAAUACUCUUUCGGCUGCUUGUCCUUGUUGAAUCACACAUCUGUCUAGUCUCGACAAUGGAACUUCGUAUUUGCAGCGUCGUAUCUCUGUUCAUCGUCUCUUGUUUGCUCUUUAAAUUAGCACGGGGCGGAAGUUCUGGUUCGGUUCUUUUCAUCGAUAGCCAAAAUCGUCAAUAUCUUCGCACGCCAUCGACUAAUGAUGUUGCCGAGUCUCAAUCACUGUUUCUUCAAGAAGUUGGUGCUGCUGUGUUAGUCUUGCUUGGUUUUGCACCACCCCCUACGAUUUCAGCUUCUGGUUCAUCUAAGUUGAAUGACGUUCUCAUGCCUAAUCCAUUUGAUAGGCCUCGUGCUGUAUUUUUGCUGGAAGUUGCUGGGAUUGGUGAUAUCAGACGUGUUGGCCUGACUAAUAUUCCUUUAAGCAAUGCUUUAAGUGGCAAGAUCAUUCCGAGUUCCGAUAAAGCUAACAUUCAACUUCCAGAUGAAGAUGAUGUCUCUGUGGUUUCUUUGGAUGACAGACCUGUAGAUUUCACAGACAAUGAAAUAAUUGAUUUUGCAUCUUGGUUGGGUGGAUCUUACUCUAAUGAUGUCUCAGAACCCUUAAAUGGACAUCUCACAAUUCCUAUGGCAAAUGGUGCUAGUGUGAAUCUUUAUAUGUCAAAGAAACCUGACAGGGAAUUUACAGAAUCUUUACUGGCAUUGUUCCACAAUGCCAGAACGGCAAUAGAGAUGCAUGAAGAUUUGUCCCAAAGCAUGCAGAAGCCUGCUGAGCUGCUGAUGGGUACUUUUAAUGGGAUCAAGGCAUUGCAAGAGAAUGAUGAUUCUGAAGGUGUUGCACAGCGGGCACUGGAGCUAUUAUUUGUAGUGUCCAAAGUUUUUGAUUCGCUGCAAUCAGCUUACAAAGGCGAAAUUGUGGGAGUUGUAUUGCUUAGUGGGACACCGCCUUUAGAAUCAGAAACAAUGCUGAAUGUGAUGUUUACUUCCCGGCCAUCGGCACGCUGGUUGGUGGAAAGUAAGGAGUCUACUAAUUCUACCAUUGCAGAAGUGGUGUUGGUCAGACAGACCCUCGCUUGGUUGACAGGAAUUAUUCUUAUCAUUGCAACUCUUUUAGGGAUUCACUUCCUCCUCAAUAUGCCACUCACAAGGGACACACUCCUGUAUUCUAAUGUCAAGCUAGAUUAAGCUGAAAACUGCAUACUGAUUCUUGAAUGUUUCAAAAGGGACACCCUGGCCUCCUGUAUUCUAGUGUCUGCGUGUUUUUGAUGCCCCUUUUUUUGGUUUCUAUUAGGUUACUCUAGCAAAUCAGAUGUUGUCUUUUUGGGUAGUUGCUACAGGACAAUCUGGGUUUGUAAACCAGAACAAGCAAUAAUUGAAGAAGCCAUCACCCGGUUUCACUGCCCUAUUAAGUGAUUCCUUCCUGGCAAUGGAUGAACGAUGAUUAUUAUGUAAUAUAUAUUAAGUUGUGAAGGUGGUCAUCUUAUAUUUUGUACUUGUUGGUUAUGGUGAUUCUGCCUUGAUUUGUAGUCAAAAGUUUUUCAUUCAA